ACUUUACUGCAAGGCUCACCAGGAAGGACCAGGUUCUCUCCAUUGGAAGCCACCUCUGGACAGCCCCUGAGAAGAAGAGGAUCUUGGGUGGUUUGCUUCCUUGGAUCCCCCCCCCCAAAGGCAUCUGUCGUGGGGCCCUAGGAGCUGGUGGAAAUGCAGGGAGUUCCAGAGACUUCAGGGCAGUCAGGGACCAAGACGAAGACUGAAGGAAUCCCUGAGAUCAAAGUUGUUACAGUCGGAGACGGAGGCUGUGGAAAGACGUCGCUGCUCAUGGUCUUCGCAAAAGGAGAGUUCCCUAAGGUUUAUGUCCCAACAGUGUUUGAGAAGUAUUCGGCUCCCUUUCAGUUUGGUGACAAGCAAGUGCAUAUUAAUCUUUGGGAUACAGCAGGACAAGAUGAUUAUGACAGGCUCCGGCCCCUCUCUUAUAGUGGGACUCAUGUCGUUAUCAUGUGCUAUGAUGUUACCAACCCAUCCAGCUUUGACAAUAUUCUAAUAAAGUGGCAUCCUGAAGUGAAUCAUUUCUGCAGGGGGAUUCCCAUCCUACUGGUUGGCUGCAAGACAGAUCUAAGGAAGGACAAGAUUCAGCUAAGGAAGCUACAUCAUGACAAUCUAGAGCCCAUCACAUACCAGGAGGGAGAGGCAUUAGCUCAGCGUCUCCAUGCGGUUGCCUACCUGGAGUGCUCAGCCCGCUUGCAUGAGAAUAUUGUAGACAUCUUUACAGAAGCCUCCAAAGCAGCCUUGAGCACCCUGAAGAAACAGCGCCGCCAUAAACACAAGAGGACUUGCCUGCUUUCCUGAUCACCCACAUGACCUGGUCUCAGCUCUGCCCUGUGGGAAGAAAUCUCUUUAAAUAUAUUUGUACAGCCAAGUGAAGCCAAUGGGACACUUCCUUAGCUGGUGCAGAUCAGCAUGCAAGCAGAUGGGCUGUACGAGAUUGCAGCAGCUGAAAAUUAGACCUUUCAGAUCUAGUGACUUGGUAUCCGCCUAUAGCAGCCGAGCAAGAGAUCACAGGUCUCAUGGGAAUCUGCAAAUAAUCUGGUCUCUUAACUCAAACGAACAAUGUCUCUGGAAUCAAGUGAAGACCCACUCAGAUAUUCCAGCCAUGUCAGGCUACACUCACCAACCCAAAUGCAGCUUUUGGCAACUAAGUAGUCCCCCGUCUGCUUGAGACUGCGAAAAGAACUGUCAAGCAAUUGGGGUGGAACUGUACAUGUUUGGUGGGCUGCAUCCACCUUGAUGAAUCACAAAGGUAUCAGGAUAGGGCUAUACCAACUCCUGAAAAAAGGACUACCUUCCUUCCAGA
This is a messenger RNA of Varanus komodoensis (Komodo dragon), 1303 nucleotides long. It is a transcript of the gene RHOD, whose product is annotated as ras homolog family member D. The record is from RefSeq and is a predicted model, not a curated record. Gene Ontology annotation, biological process: cell migration; small GTPase-mediated signal transduction. Gene Ontology annotation, molecular function: GTP binding; GTPase activity. Lineage: Eukaryota; Metazoa; Chordata; Lepidosauria; Squamata; Varanidae. The transcript is spliced from 5 exons. Bases 154 to 798 code for a protein of 214 amino acids.